Messenger RNA from Caenorhabditis sp. 36 PRJEB53466, 697 nucleotides. The record is from the annotation of a GenBank genome assembly. Lineage: Eukaryota; Metazoa; Nematoda; Chromadorea; Rhabditida; Rhabditidae.
AUGAGGUUUUUCGUGAUUUUUGAAAGAUCGUGUGAUUUCUAUGUUCAAUUUCAGCUCCAAAAUGUCACAUCAUCACCAUAAAGCUCCGUUUGUCACCGCUGGUCUUCUGCUUAUUGUGACUAUCCUCACAGGUGUCGGAACUUUCACAGAUUGUAAGUUUUGAUGCUCCAUCAUUCAAAAAGUUAGACGAUAUUCAGAUUGGUUCAAAUCAAACGACUUUCACAGUGGAAUCUAUCAUUGGGGCAAGUCAGAUGCUGGCACUCUUUUCAAAGUAAUUCAAUCAGAUUCGGUUUUGUUUUCCCAAUUGAUAGUUUCAGAAAGAUCCGGGAUGGCUCAAGUGUGUGGUUGUCUGCCAACUUAUGGCAUUCUCCUUCGAACUUCUGUUCUGUCUUCUGGUUAUUCCCGCAAUGUAAGCAUAACAGAAAUGAUCACUCAAACUUAUUUUUUAUCCAGUCUGUUUCGUAAGAUGAUGCCCGUUCAUGCAGCCUGUACCAUCCUUUCUCUCGUCAUUUUCAUUCUUCUUGUCAUCUCCUCAAUUGUUUUUGCCGCCAACGUCGGCAGCUACAACAACGUGCUCUUCAAAUUCAAAGUUGGCUGGUCAUGGGGAAUCUCACUCGCUGCCACCAUUCUCUCUUUCUUCCUGUUGCUUGUGUCGGGAAGUGCAACCGGAUAUGGGACUUAUUCGGAAUACCGAUAA